AUGAUGGAAGCCGACAGAGGCUGCGGCUGCGAGGGAAGCAUUCCGGCGCCUCAUGCAGUGAACAGGACGAUGGCGGACGAGGUGGAGAGGGACAUCCGACAACGGAGGAGGAAGGAGAGUAGAGAGCAGCAGCCUGCGCUGGGUGAGAUGAUCCUAGAAGACUUCCUGGUGAAUGCCGAGGUGGGAGCUGAAGACUCUUGUAUUGCCUUCAUGCCUCGCGAGCACUGGUUGCAGCAUCGCCAUUGUGAUCACCAUCAUCAACAGCUGCAAGCUUCAGCGUUGGCCAGUGACAACCCAGCGACGUCCGAUCCGCAGACGCCAGGGCGGAAGAGGGCGGCAGGAGGAGAAGUCUCAGAGAAGACCACGGAAAGGAGGCACAAGAGGCUGAUCAAGAACCGGGAGUCAGCUGCACGGUCGCGAGCAAGGAAGCAGGCUUACAUGAAUGAGCUGGAGAACAAGAUCUCCCUCCUACAAGAAGAGAAUGAGAGGUUGAAGAAACAGAAGGAAUUGGAAUCAGCAAUUCAUGAACCACAACCAGAAACAAAAUACCAGCUCCGCCGAACGAGAUCAGUUCCUUUCUGA
This is a messenger RNA of Musa acuminata AAA Group (dessert banana), 582 nucleotides long. Its product is annotated as ABSCISIC ACID-INSENSITIVE 5-like protein 2. Gene Ontology annotation, molecular function: DNA-binding transcription factor activity. Gene Ontology annotation, cellular component: nucleus. Gene Ontology annotation, biological process: positive regulation of DNA-templated transcription. NCBI's taxonomy places the organism in Eukaryota, Viridiplantae, Streptophyta, Magnoliopsida, Zingiberales, Musaceae. The transcript is spliced from 3 exons. Bases 1 to 582 code for a protein of 193 amino acids. The record is from RefSeq and is a predicted model, not a curated record.